Messenger RNA from Pungitius pungitius (ninespine stickleback), 4801 nucleotides. It is a transcript of the gene klhl17, whose product is annotated as kelch-like family member 17. The record is from RefSeq and is a predicted model, not a curated record. The transcript has 13 exons. NCBI's taxonomy places the organism in Eukaryota, Metazoa, Chordata, Actinopteri, Perciformes, Gasterosteidae. The coding region runs from base 750 to 2696 and encodes 648 amino acids. Gene Ontology annotation, molecular function: protein binding.
UUUCUCUUUUCAACUGUUGGUGCAGCAAAGCUAACGGUAGCAAGCCAGCCCAUAUAUUGGAAACAGUUUACUUAAAUUAAAGCAUCAUACUAAACUAUCAAAUCCUCACGUAUUGCCAUAAAACUAGAAAGGAGUAUUACAAUAAGUUAUCAUUCUGGUACACCGAGUGAGUGGGUUUUGCUUGGUGUUAGUUUGAUUUGCUGACCGGCCCAGCUGAGACGGGAAAUGGUUCGGGUUCUGGCCAAUCAUGGCGCUUCUAUGUAGAACUCCGCCUCUCGCGUUCACUGAAGACCCGUUUAUUGAACGUACUUCCUGAAUCCUGCCAGACAAAAGGGGGCACUUAAGGUCGUUCAUGUCUCGUCAAAUAGUAAACAAUCAUCCACUGCAUAUGUUUAACGUGUGCGCCUAAGAAAUAGCUUCUUGUGCAUUUUCUAACGUGCAGUCUGCGUCUGUCGUCUUCACAUUGCAACAGCGUGACAAGAGUUGCUGCUUUUAUCUCCAGCAGCUCCCGAUCCACCUUAACACACGAUGUCAGCUUUCGUACAUUUUUUUUUCAUUGACGUCAACCAUAUACAGCACGAAACAGAAGCUUUCUUCAUAUUUCCAAUGCUUGAGCCGAAAUAUGUACAGAUAGUCAGCCACUCGGGCCGGUUUUAAACCAAUCUGACCGCGACCGUGCCUGAUUUAUCUCCCAUCCCUCUGAGGAAGACACUGCGUCCAAGGAUAACCGCAACACAACCACUGGGCAGAUGAGAGUACUAACUCAGGCUCCAUCCUCCUCUACUCCCACCCUGCAUACCGAGGCUGCAACUGGGUUGCCCAGAGUGCGGCCCAGGCAAGAGCCAGCGACCGCCACAUCAGGCACCAUGAUGGAGGGCGGGAUGCAGCUGCUGAACCGUGAUGGCCACAGCAUCUCGCACAACUCGAAACGCCACUACCACGACUCCUUCGUGUCCAUGAACAGGAUGCGACAACGGGGCCUGCUCUGUGACAUUGUGCUGCAUGUCUCCAACAAAGAAAUCAAGGCGCACAAAGUGGUGCUGGCAUCCUGCAGCCCCUACUUCCACGCAAUGUUUACUAAAACUGUAACGGCUCUCGUUCUGCGCCGUUACGCAGAUGAGAUGUCGGAGAGUCGGCAGACCCAUGUGACCCUUCAUGACAUUGACUGUCAGGCUUUGGAGCAGCUGGUCCAGUAUGCCUACACAGCAGAGAUUGUAGUCGGAGAAGGCAACGUGCAGACGUUGCUCCCGGCAGCGAGCCUGCUGCAGCUCAACGGGGUGCGGGACGCCUGCUGUAAGUUCCUCCUCAGCCAGCUGGACCCCUCCAACUGCUUGGGCAUCCGAGGAUUCGCUGACACGCACUCCUGCAGCGACCUGCUCAAAUCAGCACACAAGUAUGUCCUGCAGCACUUUGUGGAGGUGUCCAAGACCGAGGAGUUCAUGCUGCUGCCACUUAAACAGGUCUUGGAUUUAAUCUCCAGCGACAAUCUCAACGUGCCAUCUGAAGAGGAAGUGUACCGGGCUGUGUUGAGCUGGGUGAAACAUGAUGUAGAUGGACGUAGGCAACAUGUACCCUGGCUAAUGAAGUGCGUGCGGCUGCCGCUGCUGAGGCGAGACUUUCUGAUGAGCAACGUGGACACAGAGCUGCUGGUCCGACACCACUCUGAGUGCAAGGACCUUCUGAUCGAGGCUCUUAAGUACCACCUGAUGCCUGAGCAGAGGGGCGUCCUCAGCAACAGCCGGACGCGCCUGCGACGCUGUGAGGGUGCAAGCCCUGUGCUCUUCGCCGUUGGUCAGUGUGCCCCCGAAGGUGGCGGCAGCUUGUUUGCCAUCCAUGGAGACUGCGAAGCGUAUGACACCAGGACGGAUCGCUGGCACAUGGUGGCUUCCAUGUCCACCCGGCGGGCCCGGGUGGGCGUGGCAGCCAUUGGGAACAGACUUUAUGCCGUCGGAGGGUAUGACGGCACCUCAGACCUGGCAACUGUGGAGUCCUACGACCCCAUCACUAACUCCUGGCAACCAGAGGUUUCUAUGGGCACACGGAGGAGCUGUUUGGGUGUAGCUGUCCUUCAUGGCCUGCUCUAUGCUGCUGGUGGUUAUGAUGGAGCCUCUUGCCUCAAUAGUGCAGAGCGAUAUGACCCGCUGACUAGUACAUGGACCUCGAUUGCUGCCAUGAGCACCCGAAGGAGAUAUGUCCGAGUAGCAACUCUGGAUGGCAGCUUGUAUGCAGUGGGAGGUUAUGACAGCUCUUCACAUCUUGCAACAGUGGAGAAAUAUGAGCCACAGAGCAACACAUGGACAGCUAUCGCCAACAUGCUGAGUCGGCGCAGCAGCGCCGGGGUGGCCGUGCUGGACGGCAUGCUGUAUGUCGCCGGGGGCAACGACGGCACUAGUUGCCUGAACUCUGUGGAGCGGUUCAACCCCAAGGCCAACACCUGGGAGGGAGUGGCCCCCAUGAACAUACGCAGGAGCACCCAUGACCUGGUGGCUAUGGAUGGCUGGUUAUACGCAGUGGGAGGUAACGAUGGCAGCUCGAGUCUUAACUCCAUCGAGAAGUACAACCCACGCAGCAACAAAUGGGUCGCUGCCUCCUGCAUGUUCACGCGUCGCAGCAGUGUGGGCGUAGCCGUGUUGGAGCUGCUGAACUUCCCACCACCCUCCUCACCCACCCUCUCGGUUUCCUCCACCAGCCUUUGACACGGGGUCACCACAUGGCUGACCUCAGCCUCUGCUGCUACAGCCCAGACCGGCUCUGGGAAGAAACGCAACUGCUCGGUUUGAGACUGUGAGGAGGAGGAAGAGGAGGGGGGAGUACAGGUAAAUGGAUGGAGGGGGAGAGGAGGAGGAGGAGGAAGAAGGAAGGUGAGCACAAGGCACCUGGCUUUAGAAAUAUACAGUAGUACCCUCAGUUAGUGGCAAUCCUGGUUAACUUUGGACAACUAUGGUUAAAAAAACAAAUUAAAACAUAAAAAAUGUGAACGUGCAGUACCCUGUAAUCCCCCCAAAACAUAUUCCAUAGGUAACUAACUGUCAAUGAUCAUGAACAGUUAUGGGACAGCUUAUGAUUCCCAAUCAAACAACCAUAGAUAUAGCAUUUCCUCUUCUUUUGAUGGGCAUACAAUCCGGCUGCUCCAUACCAUGUUUGCCAUUAAUUCUGAACUUCACAGUUUCUUGUUUGGAAGCCUGAAACUCGGCUGUACUACUUCACCCCACCAUGCCAGCUGUCAGUUCCUCAAGAGUAUAAAGAUGUGCCUGGAUGUGUUAACAUGUCAAGCUCCCGCUCUUUUCUCUCACAUCACUGUUUGACACACUUCUGGACUUCUGUCAUGUGUGAUGUAAAAGUUUUUGGUUUGAUAUUGUUGUUCUCUGCGAUAUUUAUAUUUUUUAAAAAGAAUAAGAGAGAAAAGGAAUAAUAUUUCUUUUGGUAUGUAGCUUGUGACCCAGUAUAACAUGCAUGUUUACGGAUUGACAUUGACUCCCAAUGGAAGGAUAAAAUGUUGUAGUGCUGCCGUGCCACACUAGGUGGCAGUAACAGGCAAUGUGAUACACGCUUCCCACACUGCAGGACAGCAUGGAUACAAACACAAGAAGUCUGACCCUCAGAACUCUAUAUCAGUUGGAUCCUUUAUAAAAUAGAGAAGAAUUGUGUUAUAGUGGAACUAUAUGUAUUUAUAAAAAUAUAAAAUAUAACAUAUUCUGUUUUAAAGGUAAAAAAACAGAUCAGACCCAUUAUUUAAGAGUGUUUUUAAUAUAUUUAUUUAGAUGUGCGAUUGGCAUAUCGUCAAUUAAAUGACAGAGAAUGUUUAAGGAAAAGAGAGGUUGUUGUUCAGUUUGUGUACUUUUUGAAGUUUGCGACUGUUAUUUUUGCAAUUUGAUGUGCAACAUCUGAUUUACAUUUCUUAAUGUUUGUUCCCAGCUACAAGCAUGAUUUCACAUGAAAUUGUAUUGUGUGGCUGCUAGAUUUGUGGAAAAGGCUUUAGUUGGAUUAAUGAAAAGGAUUUUUUUUUCAACCCUACUUCACGUGGACAUAGUAAUGGAUAUCAUUCUUGGACACAUGACAGGUUUAAAAUUUAAAUGAGCGCAGCAAGUACUAGUUAACCUAUCGUAUACCGACACCUGAUUCAAAAAAGUAAUGCUGUUGAUACUUGGUCACAUCUUCCAUACAUAAUCAAGUGUGGCGUCUUGUUGAAUUACCUCAUUGUUGAACUGGAUCAAACUCUAUCGAAAAACAAAGUUGAACUAGAAACAACUUCAAGAUUAUCUGCAGAUAUGCUGGCUACAUUAAGUGUGGUGGAUGACUUGAGAACAUAACCACUAAAUUUCCUUUGUAUAAAAUCAAUGGAUUACCUUGAGCCUUCUCGAGUCAAUUAAAAGCCAAGUUCCGAUUUUAUGUAGCACAGUGAUAUGAAUCCAAACUUCUGAGAAGUUUCCCUUUCUUUUCCUUUUUUGAAGGAUUUCCUUGAUUGAGUUCUGUUUAUCUCUAACUACCGUACUCUUUAUUUGUCAUAGAGGACCCAGUAGUAUAGUGAGUGUGAUAGUGCUAUUAUUCUGUGAAGAGCCAUGAGCCACAGCCAGACUUUAAGGCAGACUUUGUUCCGCUGAACUGUAAAUACACAACUGGUUAUUCAGAUCCAUUUGUGCAAUUCUGAUGUGACUAAGUAUGGUUUUUUUUUGUUUAUUUUCAAUGUUGAUGAUAUUUAUUUAUUUAUUUAUUAUGUUUGUUAUUUAUGAGGAAAUUUAAAAUAUUUGCACUGUUGCAAAAUGGAGCAAUACACUGUAAAAAUAAAUCAAAUUAAGAUGUU